Molecule: messenger RNA, 1151 nt
Organism: Saccoglossus kowalevskii
Lineage: Eukaryota; Metazoa; Hemichordata; Enteropneusta; Harrimaniidae
Product: peptidyl-prolyl cis-trans isomerase-like
Biological process (GO): protein peptidyl-prolyl isomerization; protein folding
Cellular component (GO): cytoplasm
Molecular function (GO): peptidyl-prolyl cis-trans isomerase activity; cyclosporin A binding
Source: RefSeq, a predicted model, not a curated record
UUCAGGAGACCUCGCAUUCUUCUUAUUAUUCACCCCUGGUACAGGCUUCAAAAUUCGUUCGCUGAUUUUCCGUCGAUUUCUGGGCACCAUGGCAAACCCAAAGGUAUUUUUUGAUGUCAGUGCCGGGGGAACCCCAAUUGGACGCAUUACAAUGGAGCUGAGAGCGGAUGUUGUCCCCAAAACUGCUGAAAAUUUUCGUGCUUUGUGCACUGGUGAAAAAGGAAAAAAUACCUACAAGGGAAGUACCUUCCAUCGUGUAAUUCCCCAGUUUAUGUGUCAGGGUGGAGACUUCACAAGAGGUGAUGGAACUGGUGGAGUUAGCAUCUACGGUGCCAAGUUUGAAGAUGAGAACUUUAAGCUUCAGCAUACUGGACCAGGUAUUUUGUCUAUGGCAAACUGUGGACCAAACACUAAUGGAUCACAGUUCUUUCUGUGCACAGCUAAGACAGAGUGGUUGAAUGGCAAGCAUGUGGUCUUCGGUCAAGUUACUGAGGGGAUGGACGUUGUGAAGAAGAUAGAAUCCUAUGGUUCAUCUAGUGGAAAGACGAGCAAGACCAUAAAAAUAGACAACUGUGGUCAGUUAUAACGAGUACAUUCGGCAAUCUUGUAUUUCCAAUAAUCUUUAAAACUUUCAAUGGUAAACUGCUUUGUGAUAGUCAAGAAUACACUAUAGGCAUCUUUGGGACCAAUGUUAAACUGGUGAUUGUUUCCAUCUAUCCUUGUGGACAAAUAAACCUGCCACUCAUCAGUAUGUACACCAGCCUAGUGCAGUGUAUUCUUGCCUUCAAUCGUAGAAUAAAAAAUAAUUUCUGUAAUGUUAGUCGCACUCUUCCAACAGACUUGAUGUAGUUAUAAAUGUCUUGGUAUUUGUUCUGUCAAAGCAUUAUGCCUUACCUGACCACAGAAUAAUUUAAUUUACAUUGAUGAGUGGAGUCAGUUUUGAAAUCGUUUUAGACUUCCUACUUUCCACAUCAAAACUUUCCGUUUACCAUUGUGGCUUAGAAUAGUACAAUCAUGAAAAAGUUAAGUUUGUAGAUUUAUAUAGAAGAAACAUUCUUGAUUCUUUUUGUUUUUUUUAUAUAUUAAAGAAUUCUGCAGUUUAGAUCCUUGUAACCUCUUGGCGGAUAAAACAUGUGAAAGACAAGACACAA